AUGGGGCAUGCUUGGCUCGACUCCCUCUCGGAGGACUGGCCCUCCCAGCCUGGUUCGAUAGCUAGCAACGCGUCACAGUUUGCAAACAAGUUGGACAGCCAUCAACGGUCACAGUCGCAAUCGCAAUCCAUAUCUCGGCCCAGCACCGCCGCCCACAGUCGCAAUUUAUCCCAAGCAGGCUCCUCAACCUCCCAGAGCAGGAAACCACCCAAGACCCCUCCGAGUCGAAUCCCUAGACCGAAUUCGAAUCGAACGAGUGCCAACAACAGCAUCCUACACCAUGAUCGCGUCAACAGCAACACCGCCUCCAAUGCUGCAUCGCGCCGUGGCUCGACCAAGUCCCUCGGGGAUAGAGUUCGCGACCGCCAACGAGUCAUUGACGCCCGAAGUCGCACCGUCUCCAUGGCCGAAUCCCUUCAGUCUGGCGACUCCGUAAUCCACAACACUGUUAAUCGCAAUGAAGUGAAUGGUUCUCCUGGGAGGAAACAAGAUACGCCAGAGUGGAAGAGACGUUUGGUAUACCGAGAACUCGACUACGGUGAAGCGCCCGACCUGUUUACUUCGGCUGGCGCAAUCCUCGAAUCCAUCUUCAAGCCGCCACCACCACCACCACCUCCAGCUGCUUCGAAUUCGAAUAUGGCGGGCAACAAUACGAACGCGAAUGCGCGAAACGGCCGAGGUUUCGAAUCCCAGUACGAGUCGCAAGCCGAGUCCCAUGUCGAAAUUACGUUACCUUCGAGCCCGCCAUUUCUAGGCAGAGAGCGGGAUCCUUCAACCGUCGAGAUACAUGUGGAAGAGUCUCUACAAUCGCUUCCCCCAAUUCCUAAGGAGCCAGAGGAGGAAGAAAUCGAAGAGGAACAACAAGAAGAACAACAAAGGCGCAAAAUACCAGAAAUACGCUACAGGCGGGCUACUGAUUCCAGUGACCCCAGUCAAGGAUCCGAGUCCAGUUUCCGUGCCUCUACUACCACCCGGCAACAGACCUAUUCCAAGGUUCGCUCACGGACGCCAUCCACCUCCGCUUCUUCCCAUCUCGGAAACCUCAGCGCUGGGUCGCGUCAGGCAAGCGGCCAGAGCGUCUUGCGCCAUGAGGAUUUCAGCCCUAUACUGCUCACUAUGCACGACACCGGAGAGGGCAACUCGAGUUUUGUGCCAGAAAUUUCCCCGGACGAGCUCCGCUACCGCCUCGAGACUCUUAGGAAGAAUCAGUUGCGCAUGGCCCGCACCGGCAGGAGCGAUUCCGGAGGUAGUGUCUCUGGGAAGAGCGAGUCUGGAAAGAGCGGGGCUGAGGCUGCCGAAACUGGGGGAUCAUCAAGGAGUGACGAUAAGGUAGGCGACACCAACAACACCUCGAAAGACUACGAAAAGCUGGGAAGCUACAUCAACGUCAGAAGAGGUGGCCGAUCUGCCGACGGAUCAUUCCAGAACCACAUGUUGAGCUCGGCGUUGAACGAUAUUUCAGAGCUCAAUCCGGAGGAGUCUCUUCAAGCUAGCACCCCCAAGCGCUUUCCUUCUGUCAAGGUUGAACAUUGGGAUGAUUACGAGCACGUUCCUGCACAAGCAUCAGGCAACAUCUCGGACGAAAUUUCUCCCCGCAGCCGACCCGCAUUUCCCCGAAUCCCCAAUCUUAGCGCAGCUACGAAGCGCGUGUCAUCUUCACAGCAAGGAGCCGGCAGUCCUUUGAAGCUCUUCCAGCCCUACGAUACAUUCACCAGCGAGAUCCUGCAAAGACGACUCAGUCAAUAUCACAACGACACCCCGGGCGAACAGGCUUCUUCUGGGCAGCAAACUGGAGAUGAGUCUCCAGUAAACAUAUCCUAUAUGGACUCUGGAGGCUAUCUAUCACCGCCCAAAACCCACACGCGUCGAGGACAGGAGACCGGCCAACGCAAGGCGUCGGUUGCGGUGAACCAGUUCGGAGCUGGCGUUUUGGACGGAUACGAGUUCCAGGACGAAUUCUCGUACCAGUCGGUUGGCGCAUCCGGUGUUGAGGGUGACAAGGAAAACCAGGGUCCGAAUGACGAUUCUCUGCCAGGACCCCGGAUCCCUGUCUUUGACUUCAGCUGUCCGUCCUCGCGCUCUGAUGCGGACGCCGACGAAGAAGACGACGACGAAGACGCUGAUGCAAGCAAUUCUUCGGUGCGUAGGAAACGCCAAAGGCCCGUUGACUCAGGUUCAUCGAAACGCCAUUCCAAGACGGGAUCUAGCUCGGCGCAUAAGAAACGCCAUGCUUUCACCCAUAUUCCCGCUACAUUUGCCACCCCCAGCAAGCGAAGAACAGACCCAGCCCCCGAGUUUAAGCGGCCGCGCACUUCUCCUUCAAAGGAUCCGACCCCUAAACGACGUAGGACUCUGCAUGAGUCGGACAUCGAAUUUGGACUGGAAGAUCUCUCUCCUUCUCCGGAAACACAGUCCAUGAAGCUGUCAUACCAACAGAUACAGGCUACCAUUGAGAAGCGGUGCAAGGAAGUGCAUGCUGAAAAACGUCGCGAACAGAUUGAGCCUGGUACGCCCUCGGGCAAAGAUGUGCCAAGACCACGCACGCCGACACCUCUCCAGAGAUCGUCUCUUCAGAAGGAGGGUAAAAAGGGAAGGCCGCCCCUGACGGAGCUCAUUACGAAGUCAUCCAGUCGCCCUACUAGGCCGUCAUCCAAAGCGUCUUCUAAGGGUCGGACGUCCAAGAAACAUGGCGCACCAGGAUCGGCAAUGAACACCGAUCGCAAACCUUCCAUUAAAACUGAGGAUUUUCUUAUCGAGGCUAACAAGAUCAUGGCCAUGAUUCGCAAGAACGCGGCCAGUGGUCUAACUAGUGUUGAGGAGUCGGAUGAGUAUGAUUCUCGCCAUGAUGCGGAUGGGGAGAGCUCCUACGAGGAGUCUACCCAGGAAUCGUUCCUGCGUCCGCCCAGCCGCGAAGGACGCCCGCCUUUGACGCGCAUGUCAACCAAGCAGGAAGAUCCCGUCCUUGCAGAGCGUCUCAAGCAGUAUGAGGAAGCAAGCGAUAUGGGUGACAUCAUGGGCUCGUCUCUGCGUUCGGCUGCACUGCACCGGCAAGGCUUUGGUACUGUACGUCAAGAUGAAAAGCAUCAUGCAAGCAAGAAGGGCGGUCCUAUCUUGCCGGACUUUAGGGAAGACGGUGUUAUCAGUGAUCCGCCAAACAUUCGCAUUUCUUGGAACCCAGCUCUUAAGACUAAGCUGUCGCAUGAGAACGUUGAGGAUGGAAGGCAUACCCAGUCAGAGUCUGAUAACUACACAGGACGGUCAUCUCAUACCACCUCAUCCAAGGGCUCCGAUACUAGAAAGACGAUUGCGCCGGAAAGCGUACUGCAUCUUAUCCCAGACCGAGUUGGCAACAUGGUGCUGGACAGGGAGCGAAAUGUCUGGGUCAGGAAGCGGCCAUCUAACGCGUUCAUGGGCAGUAGACAAAACAGUUUCAUUGCCUCGGAGGUGAGCGAAGAUGACCCAUUCGCCGACAUUCCCGAUCUCACCGUGGACAUCAUGGAGGAAUUGGAAAAGUUGCGGCUUACGACCAAUCAACGGGGGCAGGAGCACGACGAACACGAGCAGGAUGAUCUCGACUCCGACCAACCAUCGGACGUCGCGGCACCUUUUGGCGAUGACGAUUUCCUUAACUCGGAACCGCAGUGGCAGCCAACCGGGAGUCGCAGGGACUCUGACACGUCGAACCCUGGCCAAAAAAACAAGCCAACCAAAACUGACGACCAGCGCGGCGACGCAAAACCCUCGCUGCAGUCACAGAACACGGGCACAGGUACAAGCACAGGCGUUGAUGUCGAACAUGAAAUUGGGAUUCACGAGGACCGAGUAAGCAAUACUCCACAAGCAGCCCGACGCAGACAUCUCACGAUCAGUUUCUCAUCUCCCAUUGCGUCUAUCAUCCAGGACAUCCAGGACGUAGCCGACGACGUUGAUUCCGAUGCCGACCCUCCGAGCGCGCUCGGACUAACUGGUGUGGAGGGCAACAAUAACCAGCAGCGCAAUAAGAAGCGUAGCCUGCCACCUCUGCCGCCGAGAGGUUACACCAAACAGCAACAACAGCAGCAACCUCAGCAACCGCAACCCCGAGGCCGUAGGGCCGUGUCAAUCUCCGCCUCCAAGCUGAGGAACGAAGUCGCGUCUGGUUCUGCGUCUAGGUCACGCAGUCGCUCACGAGGUCCCCAGCGACACUUGUCUGUCCAAGGCCAGACGUACAUGGCAAGACCUGUUUCGAGGAUUGAUGAGCAUGAUGAAGAGUCCAGCAAUGCUAAUAAGAACAGCCUCCGAUUUCUUGGUCUUGGUCAACCGUCCUUGUUGUCGCCACAACCUCAGGGUAUGGAACUGAGCAUUGUUGCUGCUGAAACAUCAAUGGUCAACCAAGAGGAACCCGAAGAGCAACUCCAUAACAGCAUCUCUUUCCUCGUGGCAACACCCGCUCACCAUCUACGACCAUGCUCCAUGUCCGGCAACGAUCCGGCGCACAUCAUCAGCCAGUAUGUCGGCACCUUCUCCCUCAGUCCCCUUGCGGACUUCACCAUCCAUCCUCCGGAAGAGUCGACACUGGCUCUCGAAGCAAGUUAUGUUAUUGGAAACCACCAUCUUGUGACAGGCGACCACCACUCCCGCGGCCGCUCCAUGUCCAUGUCCACCCGCGAUCUUGUCGCCAAGCUCACCGAAGUCGAGCCCUUUGAGCCCUACUGGGAAGACAUGCGCAACCUCUGCCUGGCGCACAAGCGUCUGGAAUCACUUCACGCCCUCGACGAGUUUUGUGGCCGUCUCGAGUCUCUAGACGCCAGCCACAACGAGAUUAGGAACCUCACCGGCGCUCCGGCCACUACUCGCUUCCUCAAGAUGACCAACAACCAGCUGUCAAGCUUGACGGCGUGGGGACACUUGAUUAAUCUGCAGGAGCUGAGGGUGGACAAUAACCGCUUGGAGAGCUUGGAGGGGAUCAAGUUCCAUGAUGGGUUGCAAGUGUUGCGAGCGAGGGGGAAUUACAUUGAGGAGGUGGACUUUGAUGGAGCGAGGUUGGUGCAUCUUACCGAGUUGGAUCUGAGGGGUAACAGAAUCAAGAGGGUGGUCAAUCUGGACCAGCUGCCGGUUUUGAGCUCGCUGAAUCUGGAAGGGAACCAAAUCGAGGUGUUUGAGGUUGGUUCGCCGGCCGCACUUACCUCUGGACCCGACUCCCCGACUUCUGAGCACGGACAAGCGGUUUCCUCGCUGAGGUACCUCCACCUCAACGACAACUCGUUAUCCCACCUCUCCAUCCACCACCUCCCGCAUUUACGCCUCCUCCACGCCGACCGUAACCGCCUCGUCCGCAUCCACGGCUUCUCCCGCGCCCGCCAUUUAGACAGCCUCUCCCUCCGGGAACAACAAGGUCCCGAACCGCUCGACCUCGACCACUUACUGUCACGGGCCUACGAAGUCCGCAAGCUUUUCCUGUCAGGGAACUACCUAGGCACCACCACCAACCCCAAGGGCAUCGAAGAGAGCGGGUUUAACCCGCCCAUCGAUAUGCUCAACCUGCAACUUCUCGAGCUAGCCAACUGCGGCUUAACCAAGCUUCCCGUGGACGUGGGGCAGAUGAUGCCUAACCUACGGGUUUUGAAUCUGAACAUGAAUGCGCUGGAGGACUUGGCGCCGUUGAGAUAUGUCCCCCGCCUAAAAAGGCUGUUUGUGUCGGGGAAUCGGAUUAGGGAUUUGAGUUCUUUGGUUCAAGUCCUCGCCAACUUUUCUUGUCUCACAGCUGUAGACCUGAGAGGGAAUGGCCUGGUAAUGGGUUUCUACUCCCCCGUUCAGGAGUUGUGCAAAGGCGGUGCUGGUUUUGGCAAACAAAACAAAACGACUGAUGUCGGCGAGGAUGCACAGAAGGAAAAGGAAGCAGCGGAUGGGCAGGGACAAGAGGACCACGAGACUAAAGACCAGUGGACUCUCUCCCCGCAAACGCCCGCUUCCGACAGGGCUUACUCGUCACGCCUCGAUCUGCAGACCAAAAUGCGAAGGAGGGUGUAUGACCACUUGCUGGCUGAGAAGUGUUCGAGACUCAAAAAAGUUGAUGGGCUACCGUUUGAUCGCGAUCAAGUCCUCUCUCUUAGAGACGAAGUCUGGAAAGCGCUGAUGGGGAGGGGGGUGUUUUCUGUUCCCGGUGGAAGGAAUCAGACUCCUGCUGCUGCUGCUCCGGCUAUCACCGUGUCUGGACAUGGGAAUGGGAAUGGAUUGCUGAAUGGAAAUGGGGUUCAGGGACAGAUGAAUGGCGUGUCUAUGCCCAACGUACCCGGAAUGCCUGGCUUGCCAACGGGUGCUAGCAGCUUCGGCAGCGCUGUAGGCUUUGGAUUCGGAAGUCCUACGACUGUUGUCGGAAGCGAUGCCGAGGGUCCGGGAUCCAGGCGCCAGUCGAUGUCACCUGUUGCUGGGCGGGUUAAUGACCAUGCUCAGCAGCACCAGAUGCACCAGAUGCAAAAUGGAAGUCCGCUGAAUGGAAGAGGUCGUGGUACGAAUGGGAAUGGCAUCAAUGGAACCAGUGGAAGCAACGGGGUGCUAAGGGAAGUAGACAUCAACGCUAAUGGCGGGGUGUUGGGCGGUGGUCAUGGAGUCAAUGGAUGCCCACCACCACCACCACCAAACCACAAUCUUGCUAGGAGCGGGAUGGGGAUGGGACACACUCAGAUGAGUGGGAUGGGAAUGAACCAGAGAGAAAGAGAAAGAGAUAUGGAAGAGAGAGUAAGGCAGAUGCAGAGGGAGAGGGAGGAGAGGUGGUUGGCUGAGGAUAGCUUUGCUGGUUAA
Sordaria macrospora k-hell is the source of this 6780-nucleotide messenger RNA. RefSeq lists its product as uncharacterized. The record is from RefSeq and is a predicted model, not a curated record. Lineage: Eukaryota; Fungi; Ascomycota; Sordariomycetes; Sordariales; Sordariaceae. Gene Ontology annotation, molecular function: protein binding.